This is a messenger RNA of Eufriesea mexicana, 1076 nucleotides long. RefSeq names its product Cytochrome c heme lyase (gene Cchl). Lineage: Eukaryota; Metazoa; Arthropoda; Insecta; Hymenoptera; Apidae. Gene Ontology annotation, cellular component: mitochondrion. The record is from RefSeq and is a predicted model, not a curated record. Gene Ontology annotation, molecular function: holocytochrome-c synthase activity. The transcript has 4 exons. The coding region runs from base 131 to 958 and encodes 275 amino acids. Gene Ontology annotation, biological process: cytochrome c-heme linkage.
UUCUAAAAUUUAUUGAAUGUAUAACAUCUGUAUAAUUUAUUAAAACGUUUCCUUAAGUUGACAAAAGCAAAUGAUUAAAUAGAUUUAUCUGAACAACGAUAUCAUAUAUGUUAACAAUUUCAUAAAAAAAAUGGGUAAUGUUAUGACUUCUGCUGUAUCUGCAGCUGAUGUAAUUAUCCCAGUACAUCAGCAACAAAUUUCAAAGACUCAGCUCCAUGGAACACUCAAACCUGAUGGAGAACCUCCACCAGAAUGUCCUAUGCAUAAAUCUGCAUCAAAAAAAGCACAAUCUACAUUUUCCAACGAAUGUCCAAUUAAUAACAUGGCCUCAGAAGAUAUUAAUCCCCUUAACAUGAUGCCACCAGCUAAUCAACAGCCAGCACCAGAUCAGCCUUUCCCACUGCCUACUGAGAGACAAGUUUCGUCAAUACCAAAAGCAACAGAAAAUGCAGAAUUCUGGGUAUAUCCCUCACAACAAAUGUUCUGGAAUGCAAUGCUAAGAAAGGGCUGGAGAUGGAAAAAUGAUGACAUAACACAAAAAGACAUGGAUAAUAUAAUAAAAAUUCACAAUGCAAAUAAUGAAUUGGCAUGGCAAGAAGUGCUUAAAUGGGAAGCACUUCACGCAAAAGAGUGCUGCACUCCAAAACUGCGGAGUUUUGGAGGCAAAGCAAAGCAUUAUUCACCACGUGCACGGAUCCGAUAUUGGAUGGGAUAUGAGUUACCAUUUGAUCGACAUGACUGGAUUAUAGAUAGAUGUGGGAAAGAUGUACGAUAUAUUAUAGAUUACUAUGACGGCGGAGCAGUUAGUGAAAAAUACACAUUUACGAUACUGGAUGUUAGACCAGCUAUGGAUUCAAUAGAAAACAUUUGGGAUCGUAUGAGGGUGGCAUGGUUGCGUUGGAGAUACAGUAGUGAAUUAACAUCAAAAUCUAUUACAAAGGAUAAAGAAAAACAAUAGAAAUGAAUAGAAUGAAGAAAUAUUAGCUUGUUAUUUAAUUCUACACUCUUUAAUGGAUUAUGUGUUACAUUUAUGUAAUGUACAAUUUUUAAAAUACAGGAUAAAUGAAUUAUAUUAA